Lotus japonicus is the source of this 1902-nucleotide messenger RNA. RefSeq names its product DUF21 domain-containing protein At4g14240-like. Gene Ontology annotation, biological process: magnesium ion homeostasis. The transcript has 13 exons. Lineage: Eukaryota; Viridiplantae; Streptophyta; Magnoliopsida; Fabales; Fabaceae. The record is from RefSeq and is a predicted model, not a curated record. Bases 129 to 1610 code for a protein of 493 amino acids. Gene Ontology annotation, cellular component: intracellular membrane-bounded organelle.
GUAUGACGUGGCUCAGGAUCACCGUCCGAUCUCGAUCACGUGACCCAACCCAACAACGAUUCCCAGAAUUAUUAGCACGUGAGCGUGCAGAUAUCAUCAUAGGAACACAGUGAAGGAAGAAGAAGAAGAUGAUGAAUGUGGUGAGUGCGUUGAUGGUGACUCGGAUGCUAACUCGGGAUCACAACUCAGUCGAUGAUGUUAUUCUCGGCAACGAAAGCAUCCCCUUCGGAACGAUUUCAUGGUACGCAUACGCCGGCAUCUCAUGUUUCCUGGUCCUGUUCGCCGGAAUCAUGUCCGGUCUCACCCUCGGUCUCAUGUCUCUCAGCCUCGUCGACCUCGAGAUUCUCGAACGCAGUGGUUCUCCCUCUGAGAAAAAACAAGCUGCGAUCAUACUUCCGGUGGUUCAAAAACAACACCAGCUUCUUGUCACUCUGCUUCUCUGUAAUGCUGUUGCAAUGGAGGCUCUUCCGAUAUACCUUGAUAAACUAGUCAAUCAAUUUGUUGCUAUCAUUCUCUCUGUUACUUUCGUGCUGUUUUUUGGGGAGGUUAUUCCACAAUCAAUUUGUAGCAGAUAUGGUCUUGCUGUUGGUGCCAACUUAGCAUGGCUCGUGCGGAUAUUAAUGGUUAUUUGUUACCCUGUUUCUUAUCCAGUUGGAAAGGUUCUGGAUUACCUAUUGGGGCAUAAUGAGGCUUUAUUUAGGCGAGCUCAGUUAAAAGUUCUUGUCUCCAUUCACAGCCAGGAGGCUGGUAAAGGUGGUGAGCUUACACAUGAUGAGACGACAAUUAUCAGUGGAGCACUUGAUUUGACUGAAAAGACUGCAGAGGAAGCCAUGACUCCUAUUGAAUCAACAUUUUCUUUGGAUGUUAAUUCGAAAUUGGAUUGGGAGGCAAUGGGGAAAAUUCUUGCUCGCGGACAUAGCCGAGUUCCUGUCUAUUCUGGAAACCCAAAGAAUAUUAUUGGGCUUCUAUUGGUCAAAAGUCUUCUCACUGUUCGACCAGAAACAGAGACCCCUGUCAGUGCUGUAUCCAUCCGGAGAAUUCCACGGGUUCCAUCAGAUAUGCCACUCUAUGAUAUACUGAAUGAGUUCCAAAAGGGCAGUAGUCACAUGGCUGCUGUAGUUAAGGUUAAGGGAAAAGGCAAAGAAACUCCACAAAUAAUUGAUGAAGAGAACAAAAGUACUGAUGGAGAUUCAAUGUUGACGACUCCAUUGCUACAAAAGCAGGACUUAAAAUCAGGAAAUGUUGUUGUUGACAUUGACAAGCCUUCAAGGCUUCCCAGCAGUAAUAAGCUAACUGGUCCGCAACAUAGUGAUGGCACAACAAAUGGUCCCCCUGCAGAAAAUAUUGAAGACGGUGAAGUGAUUGGUAUUAUCACUUUGGAAGAUGUAUUUGAAGAACUUCUGCAAGAAGAAAUUGUGGACGAGACAGAUGAAUAUGUUGAUGUUCAUAAGAGAAUACGUGUUGCUGCAGCUGCAGCUGCUUCCUCAGUGGCGCGAGCUCCAUCAAUGCGAAGGAUGACUGGCCAGAAGGGUGCUGCUGGAGGCCAGAGUAAGCCGGCGCAAUCUCCAAAGAAAUCCGCAGGGGAAAAUGGAGUGAAUCCUACAAGAUAACAAGGCACCUUGUGUGUACAUUUCGUGAUAAUGUCUAUAAUAUUGAGGGUUUUCCUUCUUCUGAGUCUGGCUGUCUGCAAUAUGAUGCUGAAAUAGAAGCCUGGGAGUAUGAUGCAGAAAUAGAAGCCUGGGAGUGGUUUAGUGUUUGAUUUACACCAUUCUAAGUUCAAAACGUCAAAGGAGCCAUCAAGCACACUUGGUCAUUUUGUCUUAAUAUGUAGUAUUAAUUUUUUUUGGUGACCCAUUAUGUAUUAUUAUUUAUUUAAUUAAUUAUAUUCCUAUUUAUAAGUCA